AUGGCUAGAUCUAGAUCAAGAUCACCAAGGUGGAAACACAGGUCCUUAUCACCUGCAUUUAGGAGCCCAGAACACCAUAGACAAAGACAUACUCAUAUUAAUUAUGACUGUGAAUAUAAGGGAUUUAGGAAGGACCUGAAGAAACCUACGUCUUGGAGAGUGGAAGAUGGGAAAUACGGACAAAGCAAUUAUAGAUUUGCACCACAUGGGAAUCUCCACCACAGAAUUUAUGAACAUAGAUCAUCUUCGCCAAAUGUAAAAAGAACUCCUUUAGAGGAUACAUAUAGUCAUAAACCCUGUAGAACACAUUCAUCAGAAAGAGGUGAAGGCAACAGGAGAUAUCAAUUUCCAGCCAAAUACUCAGAAGUAUCCUAUAAAGAACAUGAUCAGCCUUUUUACUUACACAAAAUGCAAGAAAGAUAUAUGCCUGAGGACUUCAGAGUCACCGGAGAUGAAAAAGGAAUGAAACCUUUUCAUAGACCGUUAGGGGCUUCAUGUAAAUUUGAAAGGAAAUGGCAUGAAGAUGAAAUGAGGCACCAGAAGUUUCAGGAAGACAAAUAUGGUCAAUCGCUCCGAAGAGCUUCUGAAGAAUUUACAACAAGGAGCUCUUUGCAGAAGAGGUAUCCUGAAGAUCGUGAUUACAGAGAACAUGGGCACACAUCUAAAAGGACUAAAGAAAUUGAGAGAGAUGACGAUGGAGAAAUAGCAAGAAAUCACAAAUGGAAGCAAGAUCGUUCUUUUCCACCCUACCAAAAAAAGGAGGAGCAAAGAAACAUUGGUCCCCAAGCUCAUCGGUCUGCUGAAAGGGAGUACACAAAGAGUUCUGUUACGAAGCUAGCAUAUGACUAUAAUUACAAACAUCAUAGACACCUAGAUGGGACAAAAUCUUUUUCUGAUGAUAGAGCUCAGAAGUAUGUAAAGCAGGAAGACCAAAAAUAUAAUUCUCCUAAGGGUGCUCUGAAUAGCAAAGAGUUAGAUUAUUGUAGUGGUGGAAGAGUAAGACAGACUGAAGAAGGGCAUAAUGAAGUGCCCAUUAAAUAUAGUUCAGUGAAGGGCUGCAAUGCAUGUGCCAACUCUUACAAAAAUGAUGUUGAUCUGAGACCCUUUAAUAACACAAAGAAGGAAAGAGUAAGGAAUGAAGGGGAUUUCAGAAAAAAAAUAGAUUCUUCUAAUAGCCAUCAUGACACAAGUCAUACAGUUUCAGAUGUGAAAAUGUCAGAUGUCACUCCUAGGAAGGAGCUGCUCACAAUCAAAGUGGAUAUGAAGAAAAUGAUGAACAAGUACAGGACUGGUUCUAGCCAUACUAUGGAGCGGCAGAUGUCACAUGAUCUGGUUGCUGUUGGCAGGAAAAAUGAAAAUUUUCAUCCAGUGUUUGAACACAUGGAAUCUGUAACACAAAAUGUGGAGAACAACCCAUCAAAAGAAUUUACUCAGGAAAUCAUAACAAUUAUCCAUCAAGUUAAAGCAAAUUAUUUUACAUCUUCUGACCUAACUCUAAAUGAACGCUUCUCAAAAAUUCAAGAUAAACCAGUUGUAAAUUUAAAUGAAGUUAAAAUAUAUUCAGAUCCAGAAAUUCACAGGAGAAUUGAUAUAUCUUUGGCAGAACUUCAGAAUAAACUAGCUAUGCCAUGUGAAUCUGGACAGACUGUUGUGAGAGUUCUAGAAGAUCCAAAUGAUCUACGGCAUGAUAUAGAGAGGAGGAGAAAAGAGAGGCUGCAGAAUGAAGAUGAGAGGGUGUUUCACAUAGACAGUGUAAUUCAAAGGAAUGAGCACAAUGGUAGCUUUUCAAAAUUACAGAACUCUCAAAUUGAUGGAUUCCAAAAACCUAUAAGAUUCCUAAAACCACCUUUCAGGAAAUUUAUUAAGAAACCUCACAUGCCUGUAUUCAAGACAUUUGGUGAUGCACUGUAUGUUCCCUUACUUCAUAAAAUACUCCCACCUAAAGCACAGAUCAAAGAGUUUAUUACUGAAUGA
Molecule: messenger RNA, 1974 nt
Organism: Gopherus flavomarginatus (Mexican gopher tortoise)
Lineage: Eukaryota; Metazoa; Chordata; Testudines; Testudinidae
Product: BCLAF1 and THRAP3 family member 3-like
Exons: 9
Coding region: 1-1974 (657 amino acids)
Biological process (GO): positive regulation of transcription by RNA polymerase II
Cellular component (GO): mediator complex
Molecular function (GO): transcription coregulator activity; DNA binding
Source: RefSeq, a predicted model, not a curated record